Messenger RNA from Caenorhabditis remanei, 741 nucleotides. RefSeq lists its product as uncharacterized. The coding region runs from base 1 to 741 and encodes 246 amino acids. Gene Ontology annotation, molecular function: protein kinase A binding; kinase regulator activity. Lineage: Eukaryota; Metazoa; Nematoda; Chromadorea; Rhabditida; Rhabditidae. Gene Ontology annotation, biological process: regulation of canonical Wnt signaling pathway. Gene Ontology annotation, cellular component: cytoplasm. The record is from RefSeq and is a predicted model, not a curated record. The transcript has 4 exons.
AUGAGUACCGUACCACAACGCAACCGUAGCCAUUCACUAUUUGAGGGCAGCCAGUUCGCUCCCUCCACAUCACCGCCAACCACGUCGAGCCAACUGUCGAAAAUGUUAAAGUCUGAGCCGAUUCCAUGCUUGAGAUGCGGCAAUGUGGGAAGUCCCACUGGUUCUGUCCCGAUGUCUCUUCACAAGGUUUCAUCAAUCAACCGGUCAGCAGGCACCAAUCCAGCGUCGCGUGGCGGCGAGUCAUCUUUGGAAUUGGAGGCCAUAGCCGCCGUCCAUGAACUCUCCUUCGCCGUCCAAUCGAUCAGUGUCUCCGAAAUGCUGCCACGUACGCCAGACCUCAUCUUCGUCAACGUCACCACCUUGGAAGCGCAACCCUACUGCCUCGAGCUCACCCUGAAAGGAUGGCGGAUCACAAGUCUUCGAUCAGACUGCAUGGUUGGGGACUUCACUCGGCUCGAGUUGUUCACCAAGUACUACGACUCGCUGUACUUACUGAUGGACGACAUUUCGCCAGGAUACCGGGAGCGGUUUAGUGAGAAGCUUGUGCAAAGAUUAAAAUUGAUUGAGGCCGGAGAAGAGGACCAAGUCGCUCCAUGUGGAUCCCUCCAAUCCCCACCACUCUCUACCGACUCCUCCUCCAAAUCAUCCGAAUCUCAAUACUCCUCCACCGACUCUCUUCCAAUCGUCACUCCAGUCAGCACGCCAGCUAUCGACCCAGAAUUCAAGCCGUCCUUUAAUUAG